ACGUUGAUCAGAGCAGAGACGCCAUUACACUGAAGGCUGGGAUCUGUAUUUAUGGUGAGUCGUGUUAUUUGGGGGGGGAAAGGAAAUCUGAAAAUCAGAUCAAAUGGCUGAAAAACUUGUACUUUUUGAAAACUAUCUGAGCUGCCAUGUGUGUUCAGAGACUUUCAGAGAUCCUGUGUCUCUGAGCUGCAGCCACAGCUUCUGUUCAAGCUGCCUGCAGAAAUUCUGGGAACAAACUAAAAACAAAAACUGUCCCAUUUGUAAAAGAAAAUCUUCAAAAGAUUAUCAAUAUGUAAACUUUGCUCUCAAAGAACUUGCUGACUCUUUUGCUGGGAGACAGAAAGUUGGAUCAUCUGAUACACUAAAAGAAAAGAAGGUAUUGGAAAUGAUUUGCAGUAAACAUGAGGAAGUGCCUAAACUGUUCUGUGUGGACGAGCAGAGAGCUGUGUGCACCGUGUGUGACUUUUCUCUCCACCAGAGUCACAAAGUGGUUCCUGUAGAAGAAGCAGUCAGUGACCUGAAGGAGCAGCUGAAAUCUGACUUAAAGUCUCUGCAGGACAAGAGGAACAAAUACAAACAAGUGGAGGAACUCUAUCUGUCUGAUGAUCUGACCAGUGUGAGAUUUGGAGACACAUGGCAGCAGCUUCCUGAUAAUCCAGAGAGAAACACUAAGUAUGCCACUGUUUUUGGCUCUGAGGGCUUCAACUCAGGGAAACACAGCUGGGAAGUGGAGGUGGGAGACCAUCCUGUCUGGAAUGUGGGUUUAGUUAAAGAGUCAGUUGAGAGGAAGGGAGAGUGUCCUACUUUACCAAAAUGUGGAAUCUGGUGUUUAGUUUAUCGUAGUGGAAAAUAUACUAAUGUUGUUGGUGAGACUGUGACAGUGAAGAAGAGUCUCCAGAGGAUCAGAGUCCAGCUGGACUAUGACAGGGGGGAGGUAUCCUUCUAUGACCCUGAAGACAUGACUCACAUCUACACUCACAGAGACACUUUCACUGAGAAACUCUUCCCAUAUUUGGGUAUUGGAGAAGCAGGAGACGCCAAAACCUCUGAUAUCAAAAUCUGUCAGACUGAGAUUUCUUUGAAAACGUCAAUGAGGUCUACAGAGCAUGGAAAGAAAAGCGUCUGGACUUCUUUAGCGAGGUCUUUUCAGUGAGUUCUUGGUGAAUUUUUUUCUUUCUUUUGUUACAACUUGUUUUGUGGUUAUUUGUUUUUUUUGUUCUCAAGGCUUUUUUAUGUGAGAAAUGCAGGAAUGAAAUGUUAGCACUUUCAAAAUGAAAUUACAAAUGUAGCUCAGAUCCUUUUAUUUUUCAAAUUAAGUUUAACAAUCCAAUUUCAGAAAUAAUGCAUCAAAUGUUGGAUGAUAUAAAACUGACAUGAGCCAUCUUUUCCAUUUGUUCAUUAUUCUUGGAUUCCCUUCCAUUUUUGCCAAAUUUAUAACAGUUUUAAAGUUAUUUAACUGAUCAUAAAACUGUUUUUAACAUUGAAACAGUGCAAAAUUGGUGCUAGAGACCUAAAUAGAUGCUGAGAACUGUCAUUUUGAUUCCCUUUACAAGUUAUUGAGGUCCAUAUCAGCAAAAUAUGUGUGUUUUACUGGUUUCAGAAUGUGCUAAAACUGACUAAUAAAUAAACACAGUGUCUUCUUUUCUUUUGAUACUUCACAAUCAGUAAUGAAUUUAAGUAAAGGAUUGUAUUUUAUUUAAAUGUGAUUCUUAUGGUAUGUUCUACAUCAUGACAAAAUAAACCAAGCUGUGUACGAUGACAUAAUAAUUUCUUUAGAAUAAUCUGCAAUGACACAUUCUAAAAGAUUAUUCAGUUGUAUUCAUACAAACUAAAGCUCACUCUUUGUUUCUUAGACUAUUCCUAAGUUCUGUAUAAAUUGCUUUGUCAGGGACAAUUCAUAAUACACCUUAGAUUUUCAACUCAACCUAAUAAAACAGAUAAGUAAAACAGUAAAAAUCACGGUUUAAAACUGCAAUGAGGUCUCUGUGAUUCUUUUAGUUUUGUUUUCUCUUCUCUGAAGCUUUCUUGCUUUUGUUACAGCUUGUUUUGUGGUUAUUUUCAAUUUAGGCAACUCCUGUUGUUCUUUCUUAUGUGAGAAAUUGCAGAAAGAAAGAUUUAGAACCUGCAUGCAUUCAUACAAUGAAAUAGAAAUGAUUUUCAAAACACAGACAGCAAAACUGAAUCAUAAAUGUCAUUUAUCUUUGUUUUGUUUUGUUUAAUAUUCACUUUCAAUGUUUUAAAAUCUUUUUAUUUACUUGUUCAUUUUUUGGUGAUUUUCUGCCUUUUUUGCCAAUAUGUAGCAGUUGUAAAGUCACUGGGUGUUCAUGAAACAGUUAUUUAAAUAUAUAAACAGUGCAAAAUUGAUGUGGCAUUGAUAAGCAAGCACUGAUAA
Messenger RNA from Haplochromis burtoni (Burton's mouthbrooder), 2392 nucleotides. Its product is annotated as nuclear factor 7, brain-like. Lineage: Eukaryota; Metazoa; Chordata; Actinopteri; Cichliformes; Cichlidae. Gene Ontology annotation, molecular function: zinc ion binding; protein binding. The transcript is spliced from 2 exons. The coding region runs from base 104 to 1153 and encodes 349 amino acids. The record is from RefSeq and is a predicted model, not a curated record.